Messenger RNA from Lytechinus variegatus (green sea urchin), 2211 nucleotides. Its product is annotated as fatty acyl-CoA reductase 1-like. The coding region runs from base 494 to 2056 and encodes 520 amino acids. The transcript has 14 exons. Gene Ontology annotation, molecular function: alcohol-forming very long-chain fatty acyl-CoA reductase (NADP+) activity. The record is from RefSeq and is a predicted model, not a curated record. Gene Ontology annotation, cellular component: peroxisome. NCBI's taxonomy places the organism in Eukaryota, Metazoa, Echinodermata, Echinoidea, Temnopleuroida, Toxopneustidae. Gene Ontology annotation, biological process: long-chain fatty-acyl-CoA metabolic process.
GUACUCGAGUGGACAUUCGCCAUGCGCAUGCCAUACAAGCGAUCGUGCAGUCACACACUGGUGCCAGCGCUCUGUGUACAUCGCUCUUAAUCACCGAACCAAAGAAAGGGUGACAAUUAUAUAGGUCAUACAACCAGAGUCUCUAUUCAUUACCGGAUUAUCCAUGUGCAGUGAUUCUUUCCCCUUUUUUUCCAAGAACUUACUUUCUAAUCAAGUUGGGUUAGCAUCGCAUCCAAUGCAUGCAAUGUGACCUAUUGUAGGUGACGAAUGAGAUGGAUUGCUCAAUUCUGACAUGUCUGAGGGCUCUUAUUUACGUUUGACUGAAAAUUGUGUUUCAGAAACUGUACAGGCAGAACUGUGAUUGAACAACAAAAGGAAAAGAGUUUAAACAUUGUAUAUAUCAUCUUCUCCAACCGAUGAAAGUUUUCUGUAGCUGAAGAUUUAUUACAAGAAGAAUUCUGAGCAGAAGCAGAUCAUAUCUCCCUCAGUCAUCAUGGGGUAUUGCUCUGUCAGCGACUUCUACGCCGGCAAGACCCUGAUGAUCACCGGCGCCACUGGUUUCAUCGGCAAGGUGAUGUUGGAGAAACUCCUCCGGUGCUGCCCGGACAUCAGAAGAGUCUUCCUUCUCGUCAGACCAAAAUCAGGCAUAAAGGCGUCCGCCCGUAUUGAAGAAAUCACUUCCGGAAUAUUGUUUGACAAAGUCCGGGAGGCACAGCCAGGCUUCCAGUCAAAACUUAUCCCCAUUGAGAGCGACCUGAUGGACUCCGACCUAGGGUUAAAAGAAGAAGACAUCAGAACACUUCAGCAGGAGACAGAGCUUGUGUUUCACAUGGCAGCCACCGUUAGAUUUGAUGAAAAGCUAUCACAUUCCCUCCACUUGAACGUACAAGCCACAAGAAAAAUCCUGGAACUGAGCCGAGGCAUGAAGAAAUUACUGGUGUUUCAACAUGUAUCAACAGCGUACGCUUACUGCGACAGAAAAAAGAUAGAGGAAGUUUUUUACCCUCCUCCUGUCGACCCAUACAAGAUCUUGGAUGCUGUAGGAUGGAUGUCGGAAGAUAUAAUCCAGGAAUUAACCCCCAUGCUCCUGGGUAAGAGACCAAACACAUACACCUUCACGAAGGCUCUAGCAGAGUAUGUCGUUAAAGAAGAGGGUAAGGGGUUGCCAAUUUGCAUCACGAGACCGUCCAUCGUCGGAGCAUCAUGGAAAGAACCUUUCCCUGGAUGGGUAGAUAAUUUCAACGGCCCUAGUGGACUCUUUAUUGCUGUGGGCAAAGGCUUGUUGAGGAUGAUGAUCGGCAACGAGGAAGCCAUCGUGGAUUUUUCUCCUGUUGAUUUUGUAGUGAAUGCGAUAAUAGGUGCAACAUGGCAUACAGGUAUCUAUAAACCUGCUACCAUUCCCAUCUACAACCUGGUCUCCAGUCCUACCAAUCCUCACUUAUUAGGAGACCAGACGAAAGUCGUUUCACAACUGUACAACAGAACACCCUUGGAAAAUGUCUUCAGACGGCCAAAAUGUGGUUUCACCAAAUUUUGGCUUGCCUUUGAGUAUUACAAUAUGAUUGAAGCAAAGAUCCCAGCGUUAACUAUGGACUUUGUUAGAUGGUUACAAGGCAAGAAACCCAUUAUGGUCAAGUUAAAUCACAAAAUCAAGAACAUGGUCUACACGCUGAAAUACUUCACAAACAACCAAUGGGAGUGGACCAAUGGGAACACAGCAAUCCUCUCAGCCGCUAUGAGCGAGGAAGACAGGAAGGUAUACUUCACCGAUAUAAGACCGCUUCAUUGGCCGUCAUACAUAGAGACCUUCUGCCUCGGUACAAAGAGAUUCGUUCUCAAUGAAGACAUGAACGACCUCCCAGCGGCACUCAGUCGUAUCAGAAUGUUUCGCAACAUCCGAUGGACGUUCAACUCCGUACUCAUCCUCAUCGUCUGGCGCAUCCUCAUCAACCGAUCACAACUCGCCCGUAACAUCUGGGCCUUCGUCAUGAAGAUAUUCUUCGGUUUUCUACGCUAUGGUCGAGUGACGAGCACCGUUCCUAAUACUCACCGGUGACCGUCAUGCCUUUUCCUUUGGUUUUUUUCUGUGGCGUUCCAUGCAAUUACGUUACAUCUCAGAUUGACAUUUAAGGAGAAUAUCACCCUGACGAAAGGUUUGUAAUGAAAACACUAGGAAAAAAAUGUUGGUGAAGGUUGAGGAGAUUCCAUCAA